Messenger RNA from Aspergillus glaucus CBS 516.65, 1395 nucleotides. Its product is annotated as adaptor protein STE50. The record is from RefSeq and is a predicted model, not a curated record. Lineage: Eukaryota; Fungi; Ascomycota; Eurotiomycetes; Eurotiales; Aspergillaceae. Gene Ontology annotation, biological process: signal transduction. Gene Ontology annotation, molecular function: protein binding. Bases 1 to 1395 code for a protein of 464 amino acids. The transcript is spliced from 3 exons.
AUGUCCCUCCAAGCCACCGUCUACCACGACUCCGAUGCGGAUGAUGAGUUCACUCAUCCCGCAACAGACUCCGAAGCCGAUCACUCAGACUCCGAAGCGCUCUCCGAAGAACAUACCCCGACGUCAUUUGCCAACAAACUCUCAGACGAUGUUCGUGCGCCAGAUACAAUCAUUAUAGAAUGGACUGCAGAGGAAUGCGCCAGGUUUCUGGCUGCUCUGGGCCUUCGUCAAUACUGCGAUACGUUUCUAGAAAAUGAAAUCGUCGGCGAGGCGCUUAUUGCUCUUAAACACGAUGAAUUAAAGGAAAUGGGAAUCGCUAGUGUGGGACACCGGUUGACAAUACUGAAAAGUGUAUAUGAAACCAAGGUCAAGCAAGACGUUCCGCUCGAUCCUGAUCACUACAUCCCUCUAUCCGCCGACCAAAGCCUCAAUGAAAAUGCUACCCAAGAAGAUAUCGCCCGUCUAAUCCAAUCCAUCCGGUUACGCGACGAGAAGAUCGUUUCGGUAGAAUCGGAUUUGCGCCGCGUGGCCGAGGAAUACCGCCGAUUACGGGAAGAUCUGCUGCCAGUGUUCAAAAUGGCCAAGGACCGAUCGCAACCACUCCCGCCUGGCGGAAUGGAUAACCACCACCAUGACAGCCAACCGCUGGCUUCGCCUGGAUUCUCGUUCGAACGACCAGGAACAGGCAUAUCGCGAACCUUUUCCAAGAGAGUUUACACGGGAGGCACGACACCGAAGAACAAUUCUCCAACGCAUAUUCCACCCUCCAUCCUCGAAGGACGAGCCUACGAUAGUUCUGCCUUGGAUCCAUCCAGCGCAGCCGCAACCCAUUUGACGAUGAACGGCCAAUUAUCUCCCGGUAUCCCAUCUCCAACCUCCCCCGGGGCCCAUUACAGCACUCUUGCCUCGCGAGCAUACAAACCCAAUGGUCGUAGCGGCCUCGAUCAUCCUGAAGAUACACCAAUCCCGCCACCGUCCCGGUCUGAGCGAUUGAAUCCAACCCCGGUCUCCUCCCGCGAUACUCCCUCGCGAUCUGAAUCGCGAUCUGGCCACGAUCCGCCCAGCGUCGAAAUAUUCAAAUCGUUCCGCGUUUCCAUGGACGAUCCUUGCCACAAGGUUUUACCAGCGGCCCUCAAAAAAUAUAACAUUCAAGCCGAUUGGAGACAAUAUGCGCUUUAUAUCGUGUACGGUGAUCAGGAACGCUGUCUAGGACUGGAAGAACGGCCUCUUAUUCUCUUCAAACAACUUGAAAAGGAAGGACGAAAACCGAUGUUCAUGCUGCGGAAACAGUUAAAUCCUAUCGACAACACUGUCGUCCCUGGAGGGUCAGCGCCCAAUAGCGCUGGAUUCGAGGGCAAACAAGCCCAAAUUAAUCUACCUGGUGGUGUUUUGUGA